Eimeria tenella is the source of this 609-nucleotide messenger RNA. RefSeq lists its product as uncharacterized. The record is from RefSeq and is a predicted model, not a curated record. The coding region runs from base 1 to 609 and encodes 202 amino acids. NCBI's taxonomy places the organism in Eukaryota, Apicomplexa, Conoidasida, Eucoccidiorida, Eimeriidae. The transcript has a single exon.
AUGCCCGCGAGGCUGCAGCGCAUGUACAGCUUCUUCAAGCGGAGGCAACUGCUGCAGAAGCAGCAGCAGCUGCAGCAGCAGCUGCAGCAGCUACAGCAGCAGCAGCCGCACGCGAGUGCACAGGGAGAGCAGCACUUGCAGCUGCAGCAGCAGCUGCAGCAGCUGCAGCAGCAGCUGCAGCAGCAGCAGCAACUUCCUCCCGAAGAAGCCCAGAAGCGUCUGAGGCGCCUCUUUAGGGACAGCGCGGCAGCAGGCGCUCGCCUGCUGCAGCAGCAAGAGCAGCAGCAGCAGGAAGAAGAGGAAGAGCAGCUGCUGCAGCUGGCAGCAGCAGCAGCAGCUUCUCCAUUCCUCAGCAGCAACUUUCACCUGCGGCGGCUGCAUGCAGAAGUCUCUUUUGCUGCUCAUUUGAAUCUCAAAGCUGUUGUGCUGCCGCCCCCAAACACCAACACUCCCGUGCUCCUAGCGAGGUUUGCUGCUGCUGCUGCUGCUUUUGGUGCUGCUGCUGCUGCUGCUGCUUUUGGUGCUGCUGCUGCUGCUGCUGCUGCUGCUGAGGCCGCUUUUGCUGCUGUGGAGUACAAAGGACGCUGCCUUUGUUUGCUAAAGGACUAA